AUGCCAAUAACAGCUCAUCCAGCAUUUAAUAAAGCGAGUAACUAUUUUAAAAUGAAGUUAAAACGUAUUCCAUUGAAUCCUCAAACGCGUGAAGUUGAUCUGAAAAAAAUGCGCCAAGCAAUUAAUGAAAAUACAUGCAUGAUUGUUGGAUCUGCACCGAAUUUUCCACAUGGUACUAUUGAUCCUAUUGAAGAAAUUUCUAAAAUUGCUAUGGAAUAUGAAGUUCCACUACAUGUUGAUGCUUGUCUGGGUGGCUUUCUUAUUGCUUUUAUGGAUCAAGCUGGUUUUCCAUUGAAACCAUUUGAUUUUCGUCUACCGAGUGUAACGAGUAUAAGUUGUGAUACACAUAAAUAUGGUUUUACACCCAAAGGCACUUCGGUGAUUCUCUAUCGAAAUUCAGAACUUCGCUUACAUCAAUUCUUUGCUGUAGCCGAUUGGCCUGGUGGUAUUUAUGGUUCUCCGACAGUCGCUGGUAGUCGUUCUGGUUAUUUAAUUGCUUGUUGUUGGGCUACACUUAUGUACUAUGGUAUUGAAGGUUAUGUGAAAGAAACACGAAAGAUUAUUCAAGUAGCACGAGAUAUUGCUGACGGAUGGAAUAAAAUUGAUGGUGUUUACCUUUUACACCAGCCAGAUGUUAGUGUUGUAGCAAUAAGCUCGAAUAAAUUUAAUAUUUAUUAUCUAUUCGAUGGUUUACAUGCAAAAGGUUGGCAUUUAAUUGGUUUACAAAAUCCACCGGGGAUUCAUAUUGCUGUUACGCAAAUGCACACUCAACCGGGUAUUGUAGAUAAACUUCUUGAAGAUACACGACAAUGUGUUGAAGAAAUUCUAAAAUCCAACACUAAAAAAGAUACUAUAACAGCUGUGAUAUAUGGUACGAAUCAAAAAAUACCUGACAAAUCUCUUAUCUGUGAUAUGACAAAAUUAUAUAUUGGCUCAUGGUAUGAAACAAAUUUAGAUACGGCCACAGUUGGUUAA
Rotaria socialis is the source of this 975-nucleotide messenger RNA. Lineage: Eukaryota; Metazoa; Rotifera; Eurotatoria; Philodinida; Philodinidae. The record is from the annotation of a GenBank genome assembly.